Messenger RNA from Musa acuminata subsp. malaccensis (wild Malaysian banana), 1186 nucleotides. Its product is annotated as epsin-3-like. Gene Ontology annotation, cellular component: plasma membrane; clathrin vesicle coat; endosome. The record is from RefSeq and is a predicted model, not a curated record. Lineage: Eukaryota; Viridiplantae; Streptophyta; Magnoliopsida; Zingiberales; Musaceae. Gene Ontology annotation, molecular function: clathrin binding; phospholipid binding. Gene Ontology annotation, biological process: endocytosis.
CUUCUUGACCCUUUUCUCCAUCGAAGCCAUGUUUGCUUCUGCUGCUGCUGCUACCAUCACCAUGGACGCUCCUUUCUUCCAUGAGCUACGAAAGCAGGCUUCCUACUUCCUCAAGCAAAAGAUCCAGACGGCGCGAUUGGCUCUCACCGACGUCACUCCUGCUCAACUACUGACUGAGGAAGCUACCAACGCGAGCUCGUCGGCGCCGGACGCCAAGACCAUGCGCUGCAUAUCGCGGGCGGCCUUCGAGAUCGACGACUACUGGAGAAUCGUGGAGAUUUUGCACAAAAGGUUCGACAAGCUCGACAGGCGGCAGUGGAGAGAGCCUUACAAGGCUCUGAUACUUCUCGAGUAUCUCCUCACCCACGGACCUGGGAGCAUCGCGGAUGAGUUCCAGAGCGAUACAGAAGCUAUACGAGAUCUCGGUAACAUCGAGUACAUCGAUGAACGGGGGUUCGAUUGGGGCGUGGCUGCGAGAGAGAAAACAGUGAGGGUCCUGAAGCUGCUGGAGAAAGGGCCACAUCUCAAGGAAGAGCGCGAGCGGGCGAGAAAGAUCUCUCGUGGGAUUCAAGGAUUCGGUAGCUUCAACCUGAGUUGGUCAUCAACCGCUGUUCAUCGACCUGAGUUGGUAGAUUCAAGGGCUCAUGAUGCAAUCGUCAACAGCGAAAAGGAGAACUCGAAGCGCGAUGCCGGGAUCGAUCGACAGAUAAGGAGAGCGGCAGGAACAGCGAGAAGAAGACCCCUACAAGAGAACUCAGGCUACAAGAAUUUGGCAACCGAGGGAACUGCAAGUCCGGCUACAACAAAGAUGCAUCUUCCAGAGGAAUCAAAGCCACUGCUACAUUACUGACGAAGGGAGAUUUAAUUCCUCAAAGAUCUCUCUUUUGAUGAUUUCCAGAAUCACAACUUGGAUCACCUGCUCAAGAGUUGACAGAAGCUUCUACUGCGGGGUUUUUGAUGUCAUGUUUCCUGAUCAAUCCAGUCUCAACAUCCUUUGUUCAAAAGAGUCACAUACUCUCAAUGUGCUUGAGAAAGGCAUGAUGUUGACUUCUUGUCUGCAACUUUUCCUUCAUAUUUGCAUGUUUACUUCUAGUCUUUGCAUUAGGUGGAGUCCUCUUUUGACAGCUCUAAUUUAUGAGCAUAUGUUGCAUUGAUGAUUGAAUAUAUGAAUUGCGAGAUUCUUUUC